AUCAUGAUUAAAUAUAAAUAAUAAACAAAUAAAUAAAUCUACUAAUAAAAAUUUUACGUAAAACAACUUUUUUUUUAAUGUUGCCAAACUUUUAAACUCCAUAAAAAUAAAUUUAAUGAAAAUUUUAUAAGUUAGAAGAAGACAAGAUGGCCAACGUCUACGAAUGUCUUGUGAAUUGUGAUAACAAUUUUUUACGUGUAGUUUUCAAUUUUCAUCAUAUUAUUUUAUGAUUUAUAAAUUAUUAGUGUCAAUUAGUGUAUAUGUAAAUAUUUAAUCAUAUAUAGUGAUACAGUGAGUGAGGAUUAUUUCGAAUCAGUAUAUUCUUUUUACGAACCUGAUAGAAACCCUCAGGGUAUUAGGUUACCCAAAUUUAAUAUCAAUGGAAAGCUUUAGGUCGCCCAAUUUUCCAUUGGUGGCCGAUUUGUUGUUGUGGCUUUCAAAAAGAUUCGAUCCGGAUACGAAUAUACCUCCCGGAAUCGAUACCGAAGAUGAUAGAGUUAAAUUAAUACGAAACGUAGCGGAAUUUAUGGCUAUAAAGGGGAAUAUUAGGUUAAAUACGAAGAGGUUAUACCAAGCAGACGGUUAUGUCAUUAAGGAAUUGCUAAAAAUAACUUCGAUAUUGCACGAGGCGCUUUUGAGUAAUUUGGAACGGGAAGACGACGAUCAAAUCGAUGAGAAUAUUUUAGAUUUGAGAGAAUUUGAUAUCACCGAUAAAAUUAGCGAGUUGAAAUUCUCGAGGCAAUUAGCUGGAGAAGUUACUAAAACUGGUUCAAAUUUAUAUAAUUUGUUGACCAAAGAAGUUGAUUUAAAAGUGGCGCGCCAUAAAAGUAUCGCGCGUCAAUUUGAAUUAUCAGAAGUAGAGUCCGGUAUAAGGGAAGCUAUAAAAUUGAUAAACGUAGAGGUAGAAGAAACUAAACAACUUAUCGAAAAUGUAGCUGCGACUGAAGCUAGUCUCGAUUCUAAAAUUGAAAAACGAAACGUCGAAAUUGGUAGAUAUGAAAAAAGAUUACAAGCAUUAAAAAAAGUUAGACCAGCAUUUCUCGACGAGUUUACGGCUCUGGAAAAAGAACUGGAAGAACUUUUCGUCCGAUAUUCUAUACGUUUACGCUGCCUGAAUCAAUUAGAAAAACAAUUCGCCGAAUCGGAAACAGCGCAAUUGGAGAAACAACUCCAAAUAACCCUACCCCAAAUACAGACGAUACCGUUGGAGGAAACGGACGAGAAUGAUAUUUUUUUAGAAAAAGAAGAGGAGGAGAAAAAAACGCGCGGUACUACGAGCGAUAGAAGAACUCAGCCGCCACCUUUGAUCGAUAAUCGAUCGUCAAUCGAUUUUAGUUCCGAUACGGAAUCCGAUGAUUUGUUUAUCGAUAGGGACGAGCCGGAAUUAAUGCAAUCGGAUGAUUCGUUGGGUAUGGAGAUCGCUUCCGGUGAUAGGAGAGCUCCUUCCGGUAGGUUGGUAGGCAGCGACGACGAUUUUUGAUUUUUUUUUCGAUUUUUUUGAAUUGUUUUGAGGUAAAUAAAGUUUGACACCAAGUUAGAAA
This is a messenger RNA of Diorhabda carinulata, 1541 nucleotides long. RefSeq names its product clusterin-associated protein 1 (gene Cluap1). The transcript is spliced from 6 exons. The record is from RefSeq and is a predicted model, not a curated record. Lineage: Eukaryota; Metazoa; Arthropoda; Insecta; Coleoptera; Chrysomelidae. Gene Ontology annotation, biological process: cilium assembly. Gene Ontology annotation, cellular component: centrosome; intraciliary transport particle B; cilium. The coding region runs from base 380 to 1480 and encodes 366 amino acids.